UCCCCUUGUUAUUCGCUGCCCGGCAACUCCACGGGCCGUAGGCGCCGUCGUUCACCGGCGCCUCGCCCAAUCGGAGCGAAGGUGGCGCCGGCUUCAUCCAAUGCGCGUGGCGAGGAGGCGGGCGGCAGGUGCUGGCCCAGAGCAAAGCGCUCUUUUGCCGCCCCCCUUCCGCUCUGCCCGUCGCCGGGCCGCUCGGGCGCUGCGCUGACGGCAGCUGGGGGCCGCCGCCUCCGAGGGGACCGCCCGCGGCUCAGGUGCUGCCACCCUCCUGAAAAUAUGGGGUCUGAAAACCCAAGUCCGCAGAACCCUGGCUGUAAGAUUAUGACCUUUCGUCCCACUCUUGAGGAGUUUCGGGACUUUGGGAAAUACGUUGCUUACAUUGAAUCACAAGGAGCUCACCGAGCAGGGCUUGCCAAGGUGAUUCCUCCCAAGGAGUGGAAGCCCCGAAAAACCUAUGAUGACAUAGAUGAUAUGGUUAUCCCAGCUCCCAUUCAGCAGGUGGUUACUGGCCAGUCAGGAUUAUUCACCCAGUACAAUAUACAGAAGAAACCGAUGACUGUGGGAGAGUACCGGCGUCUGGCUAAUAGCGAGAAAUAUUGUACGCCACGCCAUCAAGAUUUUGAAGACUUGGAGCGCAAGUACUGGAAGAAUCUCACUUUUGUCUCACCAAUUUAUGGGGCUGAUAUCAGUGGCUCUCUGUAUGACGCAGAUGUGGAAGAAUGGAAUAUUGGCAAUCUGAACACCCUGUUAGACAUGGUGGAACAUGAGUGUGGUAUUAUUAUAGAAGGUGUAAACACUCCCUACCUCUACUUUGGGAUGUGGAAGACAACGUUUGCUUGGCAUACAGAAGACAUGGAUCUCUACAGUAUCAACUACUUGCAUUUUGGGGAGCCAAAAUCCUGGUAUGCCAUACCUCCAGAACAUGGCAAGAGAUUGGAACGCUUGGCGAAAGGAUUUUUUCCUGGAAGCUCUCAGGGAUGUGAUGCUUUCCUCCGUCACAAGAUGACCCUCAUUUCACCCUCAAUCUUGAAGAAGUACGGCAUUCCUUUUGACCGGAUCACCCAGGAAGCUGGAGAGUUUAUGAUUACAUUUCCUUAUGGUUACCAUGCUGGGUUCAAUCAUGGCUUCAACUGUGCUGAGUCAACCAACUUUGCCACAUUGCGUUGGAUUGACUACGGAAAAAUGGCAACUCAAUGUACGUGCCGCAAAGACAUGGUGAAGAUUUCCAUGGAUGUCUUUGUGAGGGUUCUGCAGCCAGAACGUUACGAUUUAUGGAAACAAGGAAAAGACAUUGCUGUCCUGGACCACAUGAAACCUACAGCUCUGACUAGCCCAGAACUAGAUGCCUGGAAUGAGACGAAGGCAGACUUGAAGGCCAAAUUGCUUCGCAGGAUAGGAGAUGAGGAAGAGGACAACAAACACCGGUCUCACAGAAAAAGAAGUCAACCCAGAAGACAUAAAACAGAGGAUCAGAAGUCUCUGGGGGAUGUCAUGGCUAUUGAAACUGCCUUGGAAGAUGUGAAAGUGAAAGAGGAACUAAAAAGAGGGCCAGACCUAGAGGAAGAAGACAGAAGCAAAGUGAUUGAGGGAGAAGGUGACAGCAAAGUAAAGGCUCGUCCUCCAAAAGUAAAAGGUGAGAGGAAGAAGAAGCAUCUUUUCCAUCAGCACCAGCACCACCUGCAAACAUCUCAGCCUCUGCAGCAGCAGCAGCAGCAACAGCUGCCACUGCCACCAGCAGUGCAGCAGCAGGCAGAGGAGGAGGCAGCAGCGGCGCGGCCACCAGUACCCACUGCAGCACCUGCAGCAUCCGCAGCAGACAAGAACUUGCUGACCACCCCCCUCAACAUUGUCCAGCCCUCAGAGGCACCAGUUGAGGAAGAUGACUUUAAGCCUCGUCCCAUCAUUCCCAUGCUUUAUGUGGUUCCACGGACCAAAAAAGUGGUGUUUGACAAAGAGCACAUGUCCUGCCAGCAAGCGUUUGAGCAGUUUGCGACUCAGAAGAGUCCUGGUUGGCGGGAGCAGACAGCCUCUUUGGAAAUCCCUGUGAAAGAGGAGGAGAGUGCAGAAACAGAAAAUACAGAGAUUGCUACAGAGACUGCUGCUUUUUCAAAAAUGAAGAUGGAGAUAAAGAAAAGUCGUCGUCACCCAUUAGGCAAACCACCAACCCGCUCCCCAUUGUCAGUGGUUAAACAGGAGACCUCGAGCGAUGAGGAAACAUUUCCAUUUUCUGGGGAGGAAGAUAUGAGUGACCCAGAGGCUUUGAAAUCUUUACUUUCCCUCCAGUGGAAGAAUAAGGCACCUAAUUUCCCAGCUGAAAGAAAAUUCAAUGCAGCUGCUGCCCUGAGUGAGCCAUACUGUGCUGUCUGUACCCUCUUUUACCCAUACAACCAGUCCUUACAGGUGGAUAAAGAAGCUGUCCCAGUCUCUGUAGGAGAGACCACCUCUUUUGUCCACCUUUCUAAGUGCGGACAGAAGACAAAGCCUCUGAUCCCAGAGAUGUGCUUUACCUCAAGUGGAGAAAACACAGAGCCCCUUCCUUCAAAUUCAUAUAUUGGAGAAGAUGGAACCAGUUCCUUGAUAUCCUGUGCCAAAUGCUGCCUGCAGGUUCAUGCUAGCUGUUAUGGAAUACGUCCAGAUUUGGUGAAUGAAAGCUGGUCUUGCUCACGAUGCUCAGCCAAUGCAUGGGCAGCGGAAUGUUGCCUGUGUAAUCUCAGGGGAGGAGCUCUUCAGAUGACCACUGAUGGGCGAAAACAUUUAGUAUCAUUCAAGAUCAAAUGCCUAAGAAGAUUCAGCCCUAUUGUUCCAGAGACCUUUAUCUUGGCAACAGUGAUUAACAAAUUAGUUAGUAAUGUUGCCAUGGCUGCCAACCACCACCAUAAACAUUCCUUGGUACUGUGGGUCCAUAUAAUUUGUGCUAUUGCUGUCCCUGAGGCCCAUUUUCUCAAUGUAAUAGAGCGUCAUCCUGUGGAUAUCACUGCUAUUCCAGAGCAAAGAUGGAAACUGAAAUGUGUGUACUGUCGAAAGCGGAUGAAGAAGGUGUCUGGUGCCUGCAUCCAGUGCUCCUACGAGCACUGCUCCACUUCCUUCCACGUGACCUGCGCGCAUGCUGCUGGCGUGCCCAUGGAGCCCGAUGACUGGCCCUACGUCGUGUCCAUCACUUGUUUCAAACACAAAGCAGCCAACCAGAAUAUUCAGUUUCGAAGGGAGGUGACCCUUGGACAGACUGUGAUCACAAAGAACCGGAAUGGACUCUACUACAGAUGUAAAGUGAUUGGCAUGACGACACAGACUUUCUAUGAAGUAAACUUUGAUGAUGGGUCAUACAGUGACAACGUUUACCCAGAAAGCAUUAUUAGCAGAGACUGCAUCCAACUGGGACCCCCUCCAGAGGGUGAGAUGGUUCAACUGCAGUGGACAGAUGGAAUUAUCUAUAAGGCCAAGUUUAUUGCAGCCCAGAUCAGUCAGAUUUAUCAGGUUGAGUUUGAAGAUGGCUCCCAACUAAUGGUAAAGCGUGGUGAUAUUUAUACCUUGGAGGAGGAGCUUCCAAAGAGAGUGAAGUCUCGCUUGUCCCUCAGCACUGGGGCCCCUCAGGAAGAUGUAUUUUUGGGAGAUGAAAUGAGAGCAGCCAAGCGUCCCCGGCUGGGGAAUGCAAGGAAUCCUGAAGAGUACGGACAAAACCCAGAUUACUUGGCCUUUAUGGAGAGCCUGUUGCAGACACAGUACCAACCUGGAACUCAGAGCAACAUGUUUUAACCAGGAUUAAUUAAAUAUGAAGUUAACCCUUUUCAAGCCUGUAGAAAAAUAACCAGGAAGCUCCGGAAUAUAAGACCAGUGUUGUGCAAUACCCUGCUGUGAACUCCUUUCAUCAUCUUCUGGUUUGGACUGCAAGAAAAUCCUGUCUGGCUGCACGCUACCUCUACUUUGCCAGACCAAUGGGACUGGGAGCCUGAGAAACCUUCAGACAGCAUUUCACCUGGAGACUUUCCAGCAUUUGUACUGAUGGAGCUUUGUGAUUAGCUCCUUUUUAUAAGGCUUGGAAAGGGUUAAAAUUUGACUAAGUGACUUUUUAAAAUACGUCAAACUCUUUUGUCUUUAAAGGUGCUAUUACAUUGACUACUGAAGCAGCCUUUGGAAUUGUGUUUCCUGUAAAUAGAAGUCAACUUUGUGAAGUUUUCUAUAAAUAAGCACUAUUAAAAAAAAAAAAAAAAGCAAACGAAAAUAGGAAAACAAAAGUUUCCACAAAACAUUUUUCUAGAUUAUGGCUUUAAAACAGAAAUAAAAUCCUCCCCUCUCUCACCCCUCAAUGAAAUGUGACUAAUAUUACACUGGGGAGAGAGAAAGCAAGAACAGAUGUCCUGGAAAGUUCUGGGUUCCUUUUUGUAAAGAAACACUAUCUCAUUUGUAAUCUGGGGAAGAUGGGGAAAGAAAUGUUUCAUAGCUGGGAUGUUUCUUACUGUUAAUUCUCUUAAAGAAGUGAUAGAUGUGUGCAUUUCUGCCAUGUCACCAGGAAGGGACGUAGUGAAGCAAUGGCCAGGUUCUGGUCAUUCUUGUCAUCUUCCUUUCCCAUCCUUGCCAUCUAAGUUGCUUUCUAGUUUAUAAAAAAAAAAAAAAAAAAA
This is a messenger RNA of Phasianus colchicus (ring-necked pheasant), 4616 nucleotides long. NCBI's taxonomy places the organism in Eukaryota, Metazoa, Chordata, Aves, Galliformes, Phasianidae. The record is from RefSeq and is a predicted model, not a curated record.